GCCUUGCUUUAGAACAACAUAAUGAUUUUUUUGAAGAUAGUUCAAAUAUUGUAAAUGAAUCUGAAUCACUUUAUAAUGAAUCUGAAUCAUAUUAUAAUGAAUCUGAAUCACUUUAUAAUGAAUCUGAAUUACUUAAUAAUGAAUCUGAAUUACUUAAUAAAGAAUCUGAAUUAUUUCAUAAUGAACUUGAAUUAUUUCAUAAUGAAUUAGAAUCACUUCAUAAUGAACCUGAAUCAAUUCAAACUGAUUUGGAAUCAAAUUCAGAAUUAGAAGAAAUACUUGAAAAUGAUAAUAAUUUUAUUGAAUAUUUUUCAGACUACUCAGAAUAUAAUAAUGAUAUUAUAAAAAUUAAUCAAAUAUAUUCUGAAUCUGAUAAAAAUAAACAGAUAAACUUACGAG
Molecule: messenger RNA, 399 nt
Organism: Scutellospora calospora
Lineage: Eukaryota; Fungi; Glomeromycota; Glomeromycetes; Diversisporales; Gigasporaceae
Source: the annotation of a GenBank genome assembly